Messenger RNA from Dendrobium catenatum, 1506 nucleotides. RefSeq lists its product as uncharacterized. Gene Ontology annotation, molecular function: DNA binding. The transcript has 3 exons. Bases 1 to 1506 code for a protein of 501 amino acids. NCBI's taxonomy places the organism in Eukaryota, Viridiplantae, Streptophyta, Magnoliopsida, Asparagales, Orchidaceae. The record is from RefSeq and is a predicted model, not a curated record.
AUGGAAGCAUCUAGAACUCAGAGUGCAGCUUCAAGUUGUAGUGUGCGUGAAAAGGUGGAUAUUACGUGGAAUCAUUUUAGUGAGAUUAAAAGAGCUGAGGGGAAGAGACAAUUCAAAUGUUUGCAUUGUGGUAUUGUGUACAAGGGAGGAGGAAUAAAUAGAAUGAAACAACAUCUAGCAAGAGUUAAAGGGAAUAUAGCAGCAUGCAAGAAUGUUCCACAUGAUGUUAGAUUUCAAAUGCAGGAGAACUUAAAGGAUAUUUCAAAAAGAAAACAACAAGUGCAGGAGGAGUUAGAAAGUACACCAUUUCCAAUAGAUGCUAAAGUAGACGAAGGAGGGAAUUCUUCCUCCCUACCUAAAUCCCAAUCCUCUAAAGCAUAUCUAUUAGAACUUGCUAAGGGGAAGAGAAAGCUUGUUGAGAUUGACACUUUCUUUGCUCCAAGAACAAAAUCAAGUUCACAACCUUCAAUCAAAAGUGUUUUGGCAUCUAAGGAAGCAGUACAUCGUGCUGACCUAGUUGUAGCAAGUUGGUUUUUUUAUUGUUACAUACCUUUCAAUGCCUUAAAUUUACCAUAUGCACAGAAAGCUGUGGAUGCUAUAACUACUAUAGGUCCUGGAUAUAAGCUUCCAUCUUACCAUAAUAUGAGGGUUAACCUACUUAAGGAUUGUAAAGAGGAGUGUAGGUUACUCAUUGAUUGCUAUAGAAAUACUUGGAAGGACACAGGAUGUACUCUUAUGGCGGAUGGAUGGACUGAUGGAAGGAGUAGAACAUUAAUAAAUUUUAUGAUUUAUUACCCCCGUGGUGUAUCUUUUUUGAAAUCAGUGGAUGCAUCAGAUAUUGUUAAGGAUGCUACAAACUUGUGCUCAUUAUUUAGUGAAGUUGUUGAGUGGGUAGGGCCUGAAAAUAUUGUUCAGCUUGUUACCGAUAAUGUUGCUAAUUACAAGAAAGGAGUUGAGUUCUUACAAGCUAUAUUCAACAACAUUUAUUGGUUGCCUUGUGCUGUACAUUGUUUGAAUUUAAUUUUGAAAGACUUGGGCAGCAUGCCUCUCAUAGAGGACAAGGCAAAGAAAGCAUCCAAGGUGACGAUUUUUGCUUAUAAUCAUGUUUAUGUACUUGCUUGGCUUAGGAAAAGGCAAGGUUGGAAGGAGAUUGUGCAUCCAAGAGCCACACGGUUUGCAACAACUUUCAUAACCUUAAAGAGUGUAUGUGAGCAUAAACAUGAUCUACAAGCUUUAAUUACAAAUUUUUGGGUCCUUGAUGAGGAAUCACCUCCAGAUCUUGCAUUAGAGGAGUUGGAAACUGAGAUAUACGAAGAGGCUUCAAUACAUGUUGUUGAAGAAGCAAAUAUUGCAUCCACUCAGCCUACACCUGAUGAACUUGAGAAUAAAGGAGAUGGAGAUGACAUUAUGGACUUCAAUGAUUUAUGUGCAUUUGUGGCUGCAAAUUUUGGUGAAGCGGGACAUGAAGACUUAAAUUAUGAGGAUAGCUUUCACGAUGCAAAUUAG